AAUUGCUUUCAUGCAUUCUGACCACACCCAUAUACCAUCACGCUUUCUUUAAAAUGGCGGAUGAACAAACAGCAGAAGUUGUCGAGGAAGUAGUAGCAGAAAAAGGAAAAGAAGAUAGUCAAGAGCCAGAAAACUGUUUAGAAGAAAAGGAAAAGCUAAUGUCCGAAAUAUUGGAUAUUCAGAACACGCUGCACGACUUGUCCCAGCGAUUAGACUCAGAUAGUCUAGAGCGAGAAACCCUCGCAGAAAACUGUUCAGAAGAAAAGGAAAAGCUAAUGUCCGAAAUAUUGGAGCUUCAGAACACGCUGCACGACUUGUCCCAGCGAGUACACUCAGUGAAGGAGGAGAAUGAACAGCUACAAGCAGACAAUCAGGUGUUAGAUCAAUACAUUCAAGGACUCAUAGAAAAUUCUGAUAUUUUUCAGCCUACGUUAAAGUGAAUUGGAUAUCAAUCAUAAAUUGUUUGAAUAACUACACUACAUACAGUAUCAUGUCAGUAUGUAUAUACAUAAUACAAAAAAUUUUUUCUAAAAUUGAAUUAUUUUUUGUAUAAUGAGUACAGCUAUCUUUGAAUGUUUUGAUACAGUUCAAUCACA
Messenger RNA from Amphimedon queenslandica, 596 nucleotides. RefSeq names its product short coiled-coil protein-like. Bases 54 to 440 code for a protein of 128 amino acids. The transcript is spliced from 2 exons. The record is from RefSeq and is a predicted model, not a curated record. Gene Ontology annotation, cellular component: trans-Golgi network. Lineage: Eukaryota; Metazoa; Porifera; Demospongiae; Haplosclerida; Niphatidae.